Anolis carolinensis (green anole) is the source of this 6334-nucleotide messenger RNA. RefSeq names its product calnexin (gene canx). Bases 161 to 2020 code for a protein of 619 amino acids. Gene Ontology annotation, biological process: protein folding. The record is from RefSeq and is a predicted model, not a curated record. Gene Ontology annotation, cellular component: endoplasmic reticulum membrane; endoplasmic reticulum. NCBI's taxonomy places the organism in Eukaryota, Metazoa, Chordata, Lepidosauria, Squamata, Anolidae. The transcript has 15 exons. Gene Ontology annotation, molecular function: calcium ion binding.
GCGGAGCUGUCGGCUCUGAGAGAGAGUGAGAGGCAGGCAAGGCAGGCAACGGACCAGCGCGGGCGGGCGGGCGGAGGCACGUGACGGGCAAGGAGGCGCGAGGGGGUUUCUCUGAGGAGCCUCGGCGGGUGGGCUGUGCUGUGCGCGUGGAGCGAGGUGCAUGACCAUGAAACAAAGGUGGUUGCUGUGUGCAGCAUUGCUGCUAGUUGGAAACAUUCUUGUCCUUGCUCAUGAAGCAGAUGAUCAUGAUGAUAUUGAAGACGAUGUAAUAGAUAUUGAUGAUGAUCUUGAAGACGGCGUUGAAGAGGUAGAGGAGCUGAAACAUGAAGUCAGCACUCCACCCCCACUCCCAAAGGUUACCUAUUCAGCCCCAGUCCCAACAGGAGAAGUUUAUUUUGCUGAGAACUUUGAUAAAGGAACUUUAGAAGGGUGGGUUCUUUCCAAGGCUAAGAAAGAUGAUACAGAUGAUGAGAUUGCCAAAUAUGAUGGCAAAUGGGAAGUGCAAGAAAUGAAGGACACUAAACUUCCAGGGGAUAAAGGACUUGUGCUGGUUUCUAGAGCUAAACACCAUGCAAUUGCCGCCAAACUUAACAAGCCCUUUAUCUUUGAUAGCAAGCCCUUCAUUAUACAGUAUGAGGUCAAUUUCCAAAAUGGAAUUGAGUGUGGUGGUGCAUAUGUAAAGCUGAUCAGCAAAGGUCAUGAACAGCACUUGGAUCAAUUCCACGACAAGACUCCCUAUACGAUCAUGUUUGGACCAGACAAAUGUGGAGAAGACUACAAAUUGCAUUUCAUCUUCCGGCACAAGAGUCCCAAAACUGGAAAGUAUGAGGAGAAGCAUGCAAAACGUCCUGAUGCUGAUUUGAAAAACUAUUUUACUGAUAAGAAGACCCAUCUGUACACAUUGGUUUUGAAUCCAGACAACAGCUUCGAAAUUCUGGUUGAUCAAACCGUUGUAAAUAGCGGGAACCUGCUGUCUGAUAUGACCCCUGCUGUGAAUCCUCCACGUGAAAUAGAAGACCCAAAUGACCAGAAACCAGAGGAUUGGGAUGAGAGAGCAAAGAUUGCAGAUCCAGAUGCUGUAAAGCCUGAUGACUGGGAUGAGGAUGCUCCUGCUAAGAUCCCUGAUGAGGAUGCUGUGAAGCCAGAAGGGUGGUUAGAUGAUGAGCCAGAAUAUGUUCCUGACCCUGAUGCAGAGAAACCAGAGGAUUGGGAUGAAGACAUGGAUGGAGAAUGGGAGGCACCUCAGAUUGCAAAUCCAAAAUGCGAAUCAGCCCCUGGCUGCGGUGCCUGGCAAAGGCCAACAAUUGACAAUCCCAACUAUAAAGGCAAAUGGAAGCCUCCCAUGAUUGAUAAUCCUAAUUAUCAGGGUAUCUGGAAGCCAAGAAAAAUUCCAAAUCCAGACUUCUUUGAAGACCUGGAACCUUUCAAAAUGACCCCCUUUAGUGCUCUGGGGCUUGAGUUAUGGUCUAUGACUUCAGAUAUAUUUUUUGAUAACUUCAUCAUCUGUACAGACCGGGCCGUAGCUGAUGACUGGGGUAAUGAUGGAUGGGGUCUAAAGAAGGCAGCAGAUGGUGCAGCUGAGCCUGGUGUUGUGGGUCAGAUGAUGGCAGCUGCUGAAGAACGUCCCUGGCUUUGGGUCGUCUACAUCUUGACUGUGGCACUGCCUGUGUUUCUCGUCAUCCUUUUCUGCUGCUCUGGAAAGAAGCAACCAAGUGCUGCGGAGUACAAAAAGACAGAUGCGCCUCAGCCAGAUGUUAAUGAGGAGGAAAAGGUAGAGGAAAAAGAUAAGGGAGAAGCAGAGGAUGAAGAAGAAGAAACCAAUGAGGAAAAGCCAGAAGAUAAGCAAAGGCGUGAUGGUGAGGCAGAAACUGCUAGUCAAGAUGAAGAGGAGGAAGAGGAGGAGGAAGGAGGAGGAGAAGAAGAAGAAGAAGAAGAAGAAGAGGAAGAUAGUAAAUCCGAUAGAAAGGAGGAAGAAAGUGUGAAUAGAUCACCCAGAAACAGAAAACCAAGAAAAGAUUGAAAUAUCUUAAGAACUUGAUCUGAUUCAUUUCCCCCAACAUGGUUUUGGGAGAGGACCUUGGAUACUUUUUGCUGAAACUCAAAAAACCUCAAGAUUCACCAUCCACAGGUUCCUGUCAAAUGCUCUCCAGUGUAAAUGGGUGUUUAGCAGUCAAAUACUUGCAUUGUGUUUUUAAGUAGAAAAAUCCUGUAGAAAAAAAUGCAUUUAACACAACCCAGCUAUAAAUUUCUGGAAUGUUACAAGAACUAACAUUUUUCUUUGUUUUUAAAUAGAAUGAUAGAAUUGCCAGUCUCAAAACCUUGGCUUAAAUUAAUGUAUUAAUCUGUCAAUGGAAAUGAACACCAACCUUUAGAAAAAUGCUACAUAUACAAUUUUUAUAUAUUUUUUGUAAACAUGGACAUUCUUAUAGAACAUUUAUUUCCCUUAGUUUGAUCAUGUUCAAGUAAAUGAGUCAAUGCCAUCACCAUGUUUCCAGUUCAUUGAAUGAAAGCAGAAGUUAAAAUCCUUUGAAAUAAAUUUUAUCAAGUCCUUCUUUCUUUGUUGGGGGAAAAACCACAAUGAUGCCAUAAAAUUUGUAUUUUGGCUAUGGGCGCUGCCCAGGUUAAACAGUAUUCAUAAUCAGCCUGAAUUCGGGAGCAGAUUUUGGUUUAGGGUACAAAGGUUAAGGUUGGACUGUCUUCUUGCUUUAGGCCUUAAAUUGUCCUCAGUAUGAGGUUUGUCUUCUUUCUUUUUACAAUUUCCCCUGUGGUUUUAAAAGCUCCUUCCUCUUUUUCUAUCCGCUGCUGUGCAAUUCCUUCAUAAGUUGCUGUAGUUGCUGUAGACUACAUAUGCUCAACUCACUGUUCAGUCUAUUGUGUGCUUUUUGCCCGUUGUAUGUACAUUCAUUUACAGUGAUCAGGCAAUCUAAAUAGAUUUACAUCGAAUGAAGAUAUCAGUAUUUGUAGAUGAGGAAGGAGCAUGUGAAAACUCAUUGGGUCUAUGUAACAUACCACUCUUCAUAUAUCAAACCAUUGUGAAUGUAGGGAUUUCCAGUUCCAGCUAAAUAAAUUUUGUAAGUGUCUUGCAUUUGAGCAUCUAACCAUUCAGAACCCCCUUUGAAUGGAUUGUAGAUGACCCUCUUGUAUAUCUCUAAGGGUGAAACUCUGCUCUGGAUAGUGUGAUGAGAUAUAGGAGAUAAUAGAAGAAAAAUGCUUCAUCGACUGUAGGCCUCUGUUUAAUCAUAGAGGCAAACCUGUUGUAAGUGCACUGAAUAGAACACUCCCAAAUUUGUCAGAGAAACCGAAAGAGUUUGGCUGCCUGCAAGAUAUGACUGUCGUGUCCAAACAUGUAAUCAUAAAUGUGCUAUGGAACUUCUUGAUUUAGUCAGUGUAUAGCUUGUUUUCAAAUGAAGCUUUAAAAUCUACUUAAGGACCAUUUUGCUUUUAGAAGCCAGAUUGUUUGCACCUUGUAACAUUUUCUAAUUCCCUGAUUUUUCCACAUCUGUGUUGCUGCAUUGGAAGCCAUAGAACUUGCAGACAGUGCUUGAAUCAUUGGCUCUUUUUAGUUGUUCAGGCAGUGGAUAAAAAUACUGUUCAUAGCUGCCUCUCAUCCAUUUUUCUGCACUUGCAUUGGGUGUUUAACAACACAGAAUUAGAACUAAUUUUAAUGCUUGAGUUAAUGUUGUCUUUUGAAGAAGCUGUUUUAUUCUUUUAUUUCUCUGUAGAACCCAUAUUCUUUUCUUUCCAAAAUAGUUGCUGAAAUGAACUUCUUUUUAGUUAAUGUCAGGAGGCAAUGCUUAAUUUAAAGCUAAAGAUGUAAUACUUUUGAUGUUCACAGGGCUUUCUCCAGAAUGCUCUGCUGUUUGCAUGGUUUGGCUUUUUUAUGUCAGCAAAAUUUGCAAAGGCACUACAAAAACUUUUGUUUUUAAAGUUUAUGGCUUGAAAUGUACUAUUUCCAAAACCUUGAUUCCAAUGUGUCUUGGUGAACACAGAUUACAGAAUAUUCUACACCAGGCAAUUAUCAUAUCUGCUAUGUCAAAGUAAAACAAGAGUUCGCGUAUUAUGAAGUUGUUGAGUUUCCAAAUAAUUGAAGUGCUGUGACUUGAAGGAUGGUUAUUUUUUUAAGUUUGAAGAAAGCAUUUGGAUGUAUGAAAUAUUUUGCUCUGACAGAGUUUAACUGAUAGCAGGAAAAUAAUUCUAUAUAUUAAGACCAUAUAGAAAAUGUAUUAUUGCACAGAAGGGAAUAGCAAGGUGAAUGGGAUGUUAGACUACUUACUUGAUUUUUAUUUUGAUCAGAAAAUAAAGAUAGCAUCAUAGCAGCUUCAAAUCCAUUGGUGUUAGUGUGUUGGGUAAAAGUAGACUCUUUUUCAUCAAGAUAAUGUUCUUUGAUGAACAGCUGGUCUUUCUGAAAAUAACACUGCAAAGUUGCACAUGUUUAAAAUGCUGAUGUAAAAUGCACUGAGUUUCAUAUAUGGAUAUUGCAGAUGACAGGGGACUCUUAUACAAUCAACCAUUAAUGAGGAAAAAGUACCCUGCGUCUUGAAAGCUUAGCUCCACUUGAUUUGUGGCAGUAAAUAUGGUGCUUUUUCUUGGCACCCUUCUGCCUUCUCUUCAGCUAUAGUCUUCUAAUGCCAGUAUUGCCUCCAUACAAGUUUCAAAUGCAACCACCCUCAAAGUGUUGGAAAAAAGACUGUGAUUUUCUCAUAAGUCCUGACUGUUAUAAAAAUGAUAAACCUGAAGAUGCAGUAUGCAUAUAAAUAUAUUGGUUAAGUUAUGAACAAAUGUAAGCAUACUCUGAUUAAUAAAGAAACAUAAACCACUAUUUUCUAUUGUCUAGUUUACUAUAAUUUUUUAUCUUUGGAGUUUAGUAUUAGGACACGAAUAAAAGACCAAAUAGUUCUGAAAGAACUAAAUAUGCAAAAAGCAUGUUGGUCUAGCAUUCCGUUUGAGAUGUACUGAAAAUACAGCUAUCUUAACAUUUAAAAAAAAUAUUCCAUCUUGCUUCAUUUGCAGAUUUCUGUGUGCCCAUGCCUUCAAGUCACCUUUAUUAGGCAGGGAAUAUUCAGAUGGUGGUUUGCCAAUUCCUUCCUCUAAAAUCUGACAUUAGUUGACAGUUUCCCAUCUAAAUACUGAUUAGGGCUUAACCCGCUUAGUUUAUACGAUCAGGUUUUUUUUAAAAAAAAGUUCAAGUAAACAUAUGUCCUUUUAGAGGUCUAAGUCAUCUGAAUUAUUUUUAAAAAUUGUCUUGCUCUUCAAAAUGUGGCUUAUUUAGUCUAUUAUUGGUAAUUAUGGACAUGACAGGAAAUGCAGUUCUACAAAGUUAGGAAACUGGACAGAAUUUCAUAGAAAGUAUUUGUAUAUCUAUGUGGUUACAUACUUAGUGUACAAAAAAUUAAUUCAACCUAGUUAUGGCUAAUACAUUUCUCCCAAACUAUUUCUGUUAAUAUUGUACAAUUCUUAUUUGGAACUAUUAACACAUUUUCUGUCAUAUAAUAUGAAUAAUCAAAGUAUUUUAUCCAAUUAACUGAGUUGUUCCAGGCCUGCACAACCUGUGGCCCUCGGGUGUUUGGGCCUUCAACUCCCAGAAGCCCUAGUCAGCUUGUCCAAUGGUCAGGAAUUCUGGGGGCUGAAGUGCACAACACCUGGAGGGCCACUGGUUGUGCAGGCCUGAUGGACUCUCCACUUCAGAUCUGUUACUUCAAAUUCCAGUUCCAGAGAUGACAGCUUUCAGUACAUUGACCAUUGAGCAGAAUGUAGGCUAGGAAUCUGCUGAUAUAUAUCCAGUGAUGAACAGUAAGUUAGCAAAGAUUUCAAAUUUGCAGUGUGCUCAUAAUAGUAAAAACAAAGAUGUUUACCCUGUCUAAACCAGGCAGCUAACAUGAAAUGACUCAAAUGUGUUUGUAAGAAGUUGCAUCCAUGUGUCCCACUUCUGGAACUUGAGUUGAGCAUAUGUCUAGAGGCAGCCUUGGUGCAGGAUCUGAAAACUAUGAUUCCUCUUCUACAUAGGAUGGCUGAAUUAGGCUGCAAGUAACUAUUACCUACAUACCACAGUGGGAAUCAUUUGUGUGUCGAUAAAAACUGGUAUACAAUAGAUGGGGGAAAGACCCAUAGUUUUGGCCUCCUGUGUGAUAUGAUAUAGUGUGCUUGGGGCCAGAAGUGUGGGAUUUUGGAAUACCUGUUUGCAUAUAGGAAGAUGCUCAACCUGUACUUGACUCCUUUUCAAUCCAGCAGUAGCUAUUGGCUUUCUCAUCUUUUCUCAUUUCAGCCACUUUGGGUCUCACUUUAAGAGACAGAUGGAUUUCAAUUCCAUUCAAUUAAUAAAUACAAUAAAACCUUG